Molecule: messenger RNA, 1234 nt
Organism: Pseudogymnoascus destructans
Lineage: Eukaryota; Fungi; Ascomycota; Leotiomycetes; Thelebolales; Thelebolaceae
Exons: 4
Coding region: 263-1234 (323 amino acids)
Source: RefSeq, a predicted model, not a curated record
GUGUGGUUCUCCCCCCAUCUUCUAGCAUGCUUACGCGACUGGAAAUACGUAACUUAUUUAUCACUGCAUUACAACUAAAGUUCUUCUCACAAUAUUAUCCGCGUUUGAAGAUUCCCUUUUACUUGUUUGUGUAAGAGGAAGUUCCUGAACGAGACACAACGCGACGCAGUCCCAGAGCUCACAACAUCCGCCUUCCCACCACCACCACCUAAUAAACCCCCCCAACUCGCCCCGGUCCUCUCUCUCUCCCAAAACAAACAAAAUGGAGACUCCCAGCCAACCAACCCUUUCCCGCAUCGCCCUCGGCGCUUUGGACGUCAACAAGCACCUCAAUUCCCCGCUUGGCAGCCCCAAGAAGUCACCAGUCAAGAAACACAAUUUUGUGUUUACCGAUGAUGGCGCGGAGCAGGCCCCGGUGGCGCGGAGCAUGAAAGAGCGGUUACUGGAAACUGAAGUGCCGGUGCUGAGGGAGACGCCGGUACGCGUUGUUGAGGCUCAGGUUUCGCCCAGAAGUGAGAAGAGGAAGGAGGCGCCUACGGAUGUUGGGGGACGCGAGGAGGAGCGUGUUAAGGUUGCAAGGAUUGAGGGGAGGGAGAUGGGUGGGUUGGGUCUGGCAAGUGAGUUGGGGGGGGUGGACGCGGUGGGGAUGGAGGGGGACGAGGGGCUGGAGUCAACUCAAGCAACAUCCGUUUGCGCCAGGACACCAUCAGCUUCUCCAGAGGUUCCACUGGGGACAUCACACUCAACAACCCUCACCUCCCCCGACACAGUCCCCAACUCCGCAAGAGAAUCACCCACCCCGACCGCCCAAGCUAACACCACCGACUCCGAGCUCCGCCAGAACGCCUCAGCCCUCCGCCUACGCCUAAAAUUCGCAAUGUACAAGCUGAAAACCAACCAACACGACAUCCCCCUCUCGCGCCUCGAACUGCUCUCCCCCCUCCCCAAACGGACAUCCCCAGCGCGCCCCACCACCGCGAUUUCCUCUCCUCCCCACGGCGAUGAGUCAGAGGAGGAGCCAGGGUCUGCGACGCCGAAGCCGAAGCAUAGGCAGUUGAUGGAUCUGGAUGUGGAGGGGCUGUCGCUGGAGAAGGUGGAGAUGCUGACGCCGCUGCCGAGGCACAUGCAGGUGGGGGUGGGGGCUAUGCCGGGGGGGUAUGAGGAGUUAACUAGUAGUGGAGUUAAGGGGCGAGCGGCGGAUGGCUUGUUGAGUUUGAUGGGGGUGAGGGAGUAG